Messenger RNA from Crotalus tigris (Tiger rattlesnake), 3741 nucleotides. It is a transcript of the gene EIF5A2, whose product is annotated as eukaryotic translation initiation factor 5A2. Gene Ontology annotation, molecular function: translation elongation factor activity; RNA binding; ribosome binding. Bases 377 to 838 code for a protein of 153 amino acids. Gene Ontology annotation, biological process: positive regulation of translational elongation; positive regulation of translational termination. The transcript is spliced from 5 exons. Lineage: Eukaryota; Metazoa; Chordata; Lepidosauria; Squamata; Viperidae. The record is from RefSeq and is a predicted model, not a curated record.
GCGGGCGGGCGGGACGGCGAACGCGUGCGGCAAUCUCCCGUCUUCCGCCCGACCUUUGGCGGGAGGUGGGCGCGGGAGACUCGGAGGCCCUUCUCGGCCGCUGGCCGCGCAUUGGCGGCCCCUUUCCGCUUCCCUGCGGUUCGGAAUCCAGCCAUGAGGGGACCAGAAAGUGAAGCCCGGAGGCCCUCUGGCUUUCUUGCGGGUGAGGAGGGCGGGUUUCCCCGCCUGCGAAGCGGCGGCACCACCGUGUGGCCAGAGAUUCUCCUUCUCCCGAGGCUUUUCUCUCGCCCGGGAAAGGAACGGAGGAGGCUACAUUCGAGUCCCGCCCGGGUAGGGCGCGGCUCCAUCCAGUAUUUUCUAGAAUUCAUUUUGUACUAUGGCGGAUGAAGUUGACUUCACCACUGGAGAUGCUGGUGCUUCUGCCACUUACCCAAUGCAGUGUUCUGCACUCCGUAAGAAUGGCUUUGUGGUGCUGAAGGGACGUCCCUGCAAGAUUGUGGAAAUGUCAACUUCCAAAACUGGCAAGCAUGGUCAUGCCAAGGUUCAUUUAGUUGGUAUUGAUGUGUUCACUGGCAAAAAGUAUGAAGAUAUAUGCCCUUCCACUCACAAUAUGGAUGUUCCAAAUAUCAAGAGGAAUGAUUAUCAGCUAAUCUGUAUACAGGAUGGCUACCUUUCUUUGCUGACAGAAAGUGGAGAUGUUCGAGAAGAUCUGAAAGUCCCAGAAGGUGAAUUAGGCAAAGAAAUAGAAGGAAAAUACAACGCAGGGGAAGAUUUCCAGGUGUCAGUCAUGUCUGCAAUGAGUGAAGAGUGUGCUGUAGCCAUAAAACCUUGCAAAUAGGACCACCUGGAUUAAACAGUUGCUAAAGUACCAGCAACUGCAAAUCUUGUAUUUUAGUUCUGAUUAUCACCAAAGCUAUAACCUUCACUAGCAACCUCGUGUCUUUGUUUGAAAAUAGUGCUGACUGAUGUUGCAAGCAGUUUGGCAAUAUUAAAAUUGCUGAAGUUCAAGUGCUUACAGGAAUGGCAAGGCAGUCAAAACUGUCAUUUUAGAUCAUGAGGUAUUCAAAAGUAGUAUGCUUUGCUCAAAUGAGACUAUAGCAGUGCCAAUACCAAGGUAGUACUCAGUUUGAGUUUACUUACAUUUUAAAGAAACGAAAGUAAUUUUGUUUUAAAAUCCUAAACAUGAUAAAAUGUGGCUUGCACUGAAUUGUGAAGCAUAACUGAGCUAGAGACAACAGAACUCAUAUGAUCAAAAUGCCAGUGCUGAUGGCUGUGUGCAGCAAACUAGUUUUGCUGGCUUGCUCUUAAUUGGUCACAAUUUGCUGUGAUGUAAACAUCCAGAAUGCUGGAUGCUUUCAUACUCUGGUUAAUAGUGCACAAAUGUUGGAGCAGGGUAGAGAGGAAGAGAUUCACUAGAGGCCUUUGUUUUCAAUGUAGAGUUCAGCCACUUCCAGUUUUAAAACAAGGCAAUGCCUCAAGAGUUACAGUAUUUGAUUUGACUUUUAACUCUUUUUUUGGUUUAUAGCAGAAGUAAACUUUUUUUUAGGAAUUGGAGCAAACCUGCAUGUAUCAAUGGCCUGAAGGCUAAAUUUCAACCCUGUGUCACUGAACAGAAUUUGAGCCAUGGAUUGUCUUGUAGAGUUUAUAAAGAACUAUGAUAGCGCACUCUGUCAAACACAUGAACCUCUGGAUUAUACUAGAACUGAUCUGAUUCAAAGUCUACUUGAGAAGGAUUGGUUAGACUGCGUAGGCAAAUGCCUGAUUACUAAUCAACCUAUUAUCCAUAUGAUCUUUGCUUGCAAGAUCAUGUUUCAGCUUGAUUAGCAUUUGGGGAAAACCUAAUUACUUAAAUUUGCCUUACAUUUUGGUAACAAAUAACUAACUUGAAUUAGUGACUAGAUUCUUAAAACAUGCUUAAUUCAUUGGCAGUUUUUUUGGGGGGGAAUAGUAAAUAGGAUUUUGAGCUUGUUAGUAAAAUUGCCCUUAAGCAGUACAGCUAGAGUAGAAGGAAAAUAAACUGCAUCUGGAUCUUUAUAAGCUCUAGAUUUAACUAAGCAGGUAUCUAUGCAGAAUGGGCACAAUACAACUUAAUUUGGCAAUAAACACUCUUGAAAAAAGCACAGUCUUGUUAUAGUGGUAAAUUACUACAUGUUUCAAGAUCUAGGGCUACUAGGAAGCUGAAGGAUUCUAGUGUAUUGUUAAAAGUUUAAUCAUGUGAGUGUUCCUUAAUACUGUAUUGUCAAUAUCCAUAAUAGGAAUGGAAGUCACAGUUUGAAAUGUGAAUUUCCAUUUGCUAGUAUCAUUUGUGAUGAUCAUUUGUCCAACAGUUAUCUAUUGUGCCUGAGCAGCUGAGAAUACUGAAGUCAUAAUUUUAAGGAGUCCUGCUAGUAUCUCCCUAGUGGUAUCAUCUUUUAGGAAUUUGUUACCAGAAGUACCUACUCCUGAAGGUGGUACUUAGACUUCAAAUUAAUUCCUAGCAGUCUGAAACCACAAAUUACAUAAGGUAGAUCAGGAAGAAAUACAAUAUCUAUUAGGUAGAUCUUAUGUAGGACACCGGUAAAACUACAGUAUUUCCAAUAAGCUAAUAGCAAAGCCAUUUCUCUUGUAGAUGUUAAUUGUCUACAAACCCACUAAGUUUACAAUAAACUUUGCUAUUGAAACAAUGCUAUAUAUUUCAGGUUCUUUAAGCUAUUUCAGGGCCAUCAUGUUCUAUGAAUCCAUGUUUAGAUUGUUUUUACUUUUCAGCUGAAACCAAUCACAUUUAAUUUUCAAGAGCAGGGUCAAAAUCUUAUAAGCUGAGGGCCAAAAUUAAGUCUGAAAUAGUCCUGUUGUCAGUUUGUUGUGAUCUAAGCUAUUUGCUUGGGGUCCAUUAUCUUUUGUUCAUUGGACUGCAGAUUUUUUUUUCCUUAGAUGUUAGGGAUUCUUUUGUUAAAACCCCAAUUUACCUCUUGAUGUCUUUGUUGUCUUGCAUCUGUGCAUCUGUGUGCAACGAAACCACUGCUAGUUGAGCCAUGACUUGAGUGUAUUCUUCUCAGGGCUGCUCUUGUGAAGAUGUGAAAGAGCUUAAGUUGAUUAUUUUAACAAAGCUGCUUAAAAGUUGUAACAGGGUUUUGUAUUGCAUAAAUUUAUAGCAUGCCUAGGACACAAGUAAAAUUUAGUAUAUUGAAUUAAAGGAGUCAGACAUUGUGAUCCAUCUACCCUGUAAGAGGUGACAUGUUUGACAACAGUAAGCUUUAAAUGUUGGAAUGCUGACUAUGUCUGGGAAUUUUAACGGAAUAAGCUGUGUUAAAUUUUUGUGUGUAUGUAAAGAGCAAGAUUCUUGUUUGUUACUAUCAAAAAUUUUCACAGUAUAAUUAGAGACAUUGAUCUUUGUGGUGUUUAGAUAGAUUGUGGUACUGUACUUGUAGAAUUCUGGGCUUUCACAUUCAGUGACUGUUACAUUAAAAAAGUCAUAUUGUUUUAAAUUAAAUGUGGGGGGGGAGGUUUUGUAUUUGCCACAAUAGGAAACUCCCAUAAGUAUGCAAUUAUACCUACUGGCAAGUAAUGUAUGCAAAGUUCAUUAUAUAAGAGUGCCCUUGACUUUAAAAGCAAAACUUGAAAGGUUUGUACUUUUUCUGCAUUUCUGUAAUAGUGAAGUAUUCAUAUGUUUAAGAGUUCUUGGCUUUUAAUGACUUGUUUUAACAAAAUGUUUGAAUUAUUUGAGUCACAGUAACAAAAAAUAAAGUUUAAACUUAAAGGCUA